Molecule: messenger RNA, 2218 nt
Organism: Vanrija pseudolonga
Lineage: Eukaryota; Fungi; Basidiomycota; Tremellomycetes; Trichosporonales; Trichosporonaceae
Product: PAN2-PAN3 deadenylation complex subunit PAN3
Exons: 12
Coding region: 200-2155 (651 amino acids)
Biological process (GO): mRNA processing; nuclear-transcribed mRNA poly(A) tail shortening; protein phosphorylation
Cellular component (GO): P-body; PAN complex
Molecular function (GO): poly(A) binding; protein kinase activity; metal ion binding
Source: RefSeq, a predicted model, not a curated record
CAACUCUUCAUCCACCCUCUCUUUCCUAGCCACAAUCUAAUACCCACUCGUACAGCCAGACGGGCCCGGAACGCUCUUGUACUACCCACCGACCCGGGCACCCCGUCGCGCUCGCCCCGCUCGCAAGCCUACACGUAUCCCGUAUCCACGUUGCCGCCCCACUCGGACCUGCCCCAACCUCCCCGGCGCGACACCAAGCAUGGCGGCGCCCGCCCGCUCUGCGGCCAUCCAGAUUGUCCGUCCCACCGAGACGUUCAAGGGGGCCGACACGCCUGAGAAGGCCAAGAAAGAUGCGACCCAGAGACUGUGCCGAAACGUGCUGAUCUACGGAUCUUGCCGGUUCCAGGACCAGGGAUGCGCAUACUACCACCCCCUGCCCGGCACCGAUGGUGCUGCAGCUGCCCCUGCAGUGACAGCUGCUCCAGCACCGGCACCUUCGCCCGCCCCUGCGACGCCCAAGUCGAGUCUUAACCCCGCCGCUGCGACGUACGCUACACCUGAAAACAACAAGGAGACCCGCCCUGCUAUCGGUGCCGAGCACCUCGCAGCCCCAGUGUUUGUUCCCAAGACUCCUAUCACGGACACCUCUCCUCAGGCAACGGCUCGACCUGCUCUUGCCGAGUGGACCAACGCCCCAUCGUUUACUCCGCCAGUGCCUCAGACUCCAGCUGAAGGGAUGCACCCGGCCGGUUUGGGUUACGACGAGGGCCUCAACUUUGAGCCCGGCCACGCUAUCGACGGCAUGUACAUGGGUGGCCCGGCUCCGAUGCGUGUUCAGCUCGACCAGCACCUGUACACUGCACCCCUACCCCACGUUGCGACACGCCAGCCGAUGCACUCGUUCUUUAUCCCCGACGACCUGCGCCGCAUGAUUCACGCACGUCAGGAGGCGACCUACGCCAACCCUGGCAUCUCGGCUGGCCUUCCCUCCGAGGUGCAUGUGUACCACUCGCUCGUUCCAUUGGGCAACCCGAACCCGUCAAUCAGCCGUGUCUAUCAUCAUCCCGCGCCUGUCUACCGUGCGAACAGCACUGUCGACGGCAACGUCUACGCCCUGCGCCGGAUUGAGGGUUUCAAACUCUCCAACGAGGCUGCGUUCUCGGCCGUCGAGGCAUGGCGCCAGAUCCGCCAUGCCAACAUUGUAGGGCUUCGGGAGGCGUUCACGAACAAGGCGUUCAAUGACAACUGUGGGUUCAAAACGCACGCAAGGAGGUGUCCUAACCCAUUAGCGCUUGUUAUUGUCUACGACUUCCACCCGAACUCUACGACCAUUGCUGACGAGUGGUUGAGUGCCGAGGCUGUCAAUCGCCGUCGCCAGAGUGUGCAGCCCAUCCCAGAGCGCAUCAUCUGGAGCUAUGUGAUCCAAAUCGCCAACGCGCUCAAGGCUGUUCACACUGCUGGCCUCGCGGUUCGCACCCUCGACGCAACCAAGGUCCUGAUUACGGGCAAGAACCGCAUCCGUAUCAACGGAGUAGGGAUCCUCGAUGUCCUGGCGUUUGACAGUAAUACGUCUGUCCACCUGUUCCAGCAGGAUGACCUUCUCAACUUUGGCCAGCUGCUCCUGUCCCUCUGCUGCGACUUCCUGCAGCCUGGUCAGCACUUUGCCGCAGGUCUCGACUACAUCGGCAGAGCAUACUCGCUGGACCUCAAGCAGCUGGUUGGAUACCUUCUUGGCAAGCCCACGGCUCUGAAGACUAUCGACGAAGUUCUUCGUCUUGCGGGACCCCGGAUCCUCAACGAGCUCGACGCAAUCCAGACCUACAACGACGUGCUCGAGAACGACCUCGGCGCCGAGGUGGAGAAUGGACGCAUUGCCCGUCUUCUCACGAAGCUGGGCUUUAUCAACGAGCGCCCGGAGUUCGAGAUGGACCCCCAGUGGUCGGAGUCGGGCGACCGCUACGUCCUCAAGCUCUUCCGUGACUACGUGUUCCACCAGGUUGGACCGGACGGCAAGCCAGUGCUUGACCUCUCACAUGUGCUCACUACCCUCAACAAGCUUGAUGCCGGUGCCAGGUCGCGCGAGAAGAUCAUGCUCGUCUCUCGCGACAGCCAGUCGUGCCUGGUGGUCGAGUAUCGAGACAUCUACAAGUGCAUCGAGUCGGCUUACAGCGAACUGCGUAGUGCGAGUAAGCAGCCGCACCACCCACGCCGCUGAGUGCCGAGCACUCGAGGUGGAAAAUAGGCAAAACUAUAAAAACAUAUGAAAAGCUUGCAACCA